UGUAAUUAGAGCAUAACUGCUCUUUCCCUUGAGAAUGGAAGAGUACUAUAUUGGUUAGUGGAGAAAGUUUAAGUUUCAGCAAGAAGAAGGAAAGGACAACAAAAACAGAAGAUUUAGGAAGAACUCCCGGCUUUCAAGGCCUCUUAUUUCUGGUUUUGGAUGCAAGAAAAGACAGAAGUCCUGUGUUUCUUUGGUUUGGUUCCAAAUAUUAUUUCCCUUAAAGGAAUUCCAGUUCUGCUCUUUGAUUUUCGGACCUUUUUAACAACAUAUCCAGGUUCAGCUAUCUUCUUUUCAUCUGUUAAAAGAUUUAAUUUUUGAUGUAAAUAACGUAUCUCUGCAUCUCUUUUUGCAAUCGCACCUCUCAGAUCAUUCAUCUGCAAUGCAAUUUCAAACUCCCCAACCCUAUCGUCAUAUUUCUUCUUUAAAUCUUUGUAGCUUCUGAGAAUUGCGAUAUACUCUUUAAGUAAAACUUGUUCUCUGUCCUCCACUCCAUUCAACAACAUCUUCUGCCAGUUAAAUUUCUCAUCUUUCUCCAAGUGUGCUUCUGUGUCUGGUAUUUCUUGUGUUGAACCGUUAAAUUCUUUUUCAUCUGCAAAUGUUACAUGUUUUACUGUUUGGUUAUCUGGUUUCAAUUUCUCACACAACUGAUCAUAACAGGAAUGGGCUUCUGCCAGUUGAGCUUGAAGACUUCUAUUUUGUUUCUCAACUUCUCUGUGUAGAUUCUGAAGCUUCCCCAAUUGUUCUUCCAGUUCUUCAACUCUGACGUACAGAUUUUGUUUAUCGGUAGUGAGAUUUGCCUUUUCAUCUUCCAAGAUUCUUAUUUUGACAUGGAGAUCAUUGGAUUCACUUUUUGUUCUUUCGAUUAAGGCAAUCUGGGAAGCCAUUGUGAUCUCCAGAUUAAGUACUUUGUUCACAAGCUCAUCAAUCUUUGUUGUUUGUUCAGAAACUGUUUGAAUUUCCUUGGAGUCAACAUCUUCAGAUUUCAUGAUUUGGCCAUUAUUAUCAUGAAGUGACUCAGAUUUGAGGAAUUUCAGUUUCUUGUCUGCUUCUUCAAUCUUUUGGGUCUCCUCUUUAGAAUCUUUACAGCAUUUAUCUUGCUUCUCCUGCAACUGAGCCAAGCUCUCUUGGCAUGAUCUUAGUGUUGUAUCUGUUAUUAGGUUCCCGGCCUUAUCAUUCUCGAUAUCCAUUGUCACCACAUAUUCCUUUUGCAGAUGCGAAAGUUUCUCCUGCAUUUCCAUUAUUUGUUUCUCAAUCUCCUGAUAUUUUGAAAUCCCGUGUUCGUAUGAAUUCCUCACAACCUCUUUUACGGCUUCGAGUGAACUUAUCUCAUUCUGGAGAUUUUCAAUCUCUUCAAGGGAUUUGUCUUUGGUUUCGGCUUCUCGGGCAUUAUUGGGUAGAUUCUUGAUUUGAAAUGGCUUCUUUGGAGCCUUUGCGAACUUUGGGCUGUCAGAUUCUUGGAGAUUCUUGGAGUCUGUUUGGAAACCCGCAAAUACUAGAGAAGUAAAGUAAGAAUGAAAACAUAUAUGAGAAAAUGAAGAUGGGGUUAAGCUCAAUAAAUUUAUAUUUUAAAUCUUUGUUGGUACUCACUUUAUCUAUGUGUCCCUUAAAUAGAAGACUAACAGAUCUAAAUAAUUAAUAUAUGUAAAUAAAGUUAAGGAACAAUUAUCAAAUAAGCCCUUCUAAUAUAGCUAAAUCAGCAAUUACGCUCUCGUACAAAAAAACACUCAAUCAACCCCAUAAACUUGGAAAAAUGAUCCGAUUCUUCCCUUUAGGAGGCAAUCUUCCAGUUUGCAGAUUAUUUGUCCUUCGUUGCUAUAACUAACUAAUUCAUUGAGUCAAGUUAUUGAUGCUUAAUUGUCUUCCAUCUCAUCAUUUUUAAUUUCCUCUCCCCUUAAUUUUGUGUCCCUGUUUAUUCCUCUUUCCAGGGAAGCUUUAAUUAUUCUACCUCUUCAUCCAGAUUCCCCCUCUUUUUUUCCUUUCCUCCACAAUUUUCUUCGUUAUGCACGUGACACUCUUAAUUUAUUGUAUUUUAGUUUUCUUUAAAUAAAUGAAGUCUCUGUAAUGGACUGAACUAUUGAAGAACAAAAAUGAACAACGCUAGAGAGGAAGAUGAACAGUAUUCAACGUUGCAAGAGGAUGAACAACAGGCGCUGCAAAAUGGAGAAUGAAUUGGGGCAUUGUCAGAGGUGAUAUCUUCGAGGCUGCUAAGGGGAGUCAUCGUCGCCGGUGAGAAAGAAAACGGGAAGUCGCUGAUAGGAAUCUGGCUUAGUAGGCUAAUAAUAAGAAAUAAUAAUAAUAGUAAGUAUACUUGUAGUAGUAUAAAUAGAAGGGGAGGGGAGGAAAAUAGGUAGGCAAAUAUUCAGUUGAAUUUGGCUAGGCUUGGAGACUGGGCAUCUCGAAUGGUCCUGUGCUUUGUAUACGUUCCAUACUUUUCUUCUUCAUCAAUAAACUUCCUAUUGAUCUUGUUUCUUGUUAUCUUCUGAUUGAUUCUACUGUAAUUUGAGUUGGAUUCACCAGUGUUCUAUCAGUCGCUGUCAUCCUAGACUUUUUGUGGAGAAGCUUGCUACGAAAUUAAAGUUAGAAAAAGAAAAAAGAGAGAAAAACGAUGGGGGGGGGGGGGGGGGAGAAGUCUGCUAUGGGAGAAAAGCAAUGAGGGAGAAGUCUUCUAAUAGGUCUGCUGCUGGGUAAAAGAAGCAAGGGAGAAGUCUGAGUGAGAAAAGAAGAAAACAAAGCAGAGAAAGAAAAAAAAAAGGAAAGGGCGAAAAAGGGUUAUGCAAGCAUAUUAGCUGGGAAACAGGUCAUUCACCUGCUGAAUUGACAUUUUGAGCAUUUUUCUAGUACAAGGGCAUAGUUGCCGAUCUAGCUAUAUUAGGAGGCUUUAUUUGAUAGUUUUUCCUAAAAUUUAAUACGGACUACUAUUUUUUCAUUAGCAUUUGUCAAGGUAGUUAAACCAAACCAUAAAAACAUUCCUUGACAAUUUUUCCUUUUCCCUAGAGUUUUCCGUGAUCCAAUCAUACUUUUGGGGAAUCUUAGAAAGUUAAAUACACUAUAUGUUAAAAAAUUGUUUUGCAUUUUCCCAGGCAGUUACAAGCAACCAUAAAAGCUUUGCAUGACCUUUUUGUUCUUUUCCAUAGCAUUUUAUGGAUAUAAACUAACCUUUGGGGAAUCUGGGAGAAUCUUGUGGAUUUUUGGAAAGUUUCGGGGAACAGAAGUCGUCUUCGUCUUCUUCCAUCACCAACUGGAUUUGUUCGGGGAAGACAGUAGCGAUGGUGUGAUUGGCAGUAUGCAAGUCUUUGGACAGCUUAUCAUACCUGUUAAAAUAUAGAAAGUAGAUUUGUCAGUAAUCUUAGCUCGUUUUGGUGAUGUUUUUGAUUGGUUUAGGUUUCUAAUCAGUAUCGAGAUAAGGCCUGUUAUUUUUGUACAUAACAACUGUAAGGGUCUAAAGACUAUGAAGUUGCAAGUUACAAACAAGCAUUUCAUCAAAGGCAGUGAUUUGACAAUACCUUUCAGCUAAAGCACGGAAGGCGCGCGCCGUGUACGACGGCAGCACCGCAGGGCAUGGCAGCGCCCGUCAUCGUGGCAGCGCCUAAUCUAGUGACUAUGCCGAACACGUAUUCUCCGGCAUCAACUUCGACUUCUCUGACAUUCGACUCCAACUCCGACCUGGCGUAGCCCUCGUUUUCCGCUUCGUUGCCGACCGGUCAUCCGAAUAUUCAUGAUUCGGCAUGGAUUCCACCUACUUUUGAUUGGUCCUCUCCAGCAACAGCACGGCGCCCUCUUCGGUUGGAGGCUGAUGUACAGCCGCUUUUGCGAACUCAAUUUGGAGGCCCCACAUUCGUUGGUGCACAGGGGCUGGCUUCAGCUCCUGUUUUUCGGCCAAUAGGCAGGACGACAGUCACCCAACAGAAUUCUUUUGAAGCAAUUGCACAGUCUAUGGGGUUUUCGACACCGAAUGUCACCAAUAUUGUUACUACAAAGCUAGAUGUUGUCGAAGAUUAUCUGCCCUGGCGUACUCAGUUCGAGUCUUUUCUGGUAUCACAUGGACUCCUAGGCUUUCUCGAUGGUACUAUUGCUACCCCUCCUCAAUUUAUUUUUGAUGCUUUACGUAGAGAAGUUGUGAACAAUGAGUACUAUUAUUGGUUAAAGUUAGAUCAGAUAGUUCGUUCUUGGCUGUUUGCUACUUUAUCUCGUGAUAUACUUGUUGAGGUUCAUACUCUACGCACUUCUGCUACCAUCUGGGAACGUCUAGAAUCUCGCUUUAUGGCAGCCAGUAUGGCUCGUUCUAUGGAAUUAAAACGCUUGCUCACUACUACUAAAAAGAAAGAAAAUCAAUCCAUGGAACAGUACAUGCGUGAAAUCCAGAAAAUUGUUGAUGCCUAGGCCACGAUUAAUUCUCAUGUCUCCAUGAAAGAUCUUCUUAAGCAAACUUUACUAGGUUUGGGUCCGGAUUAUGAGUCCAUUAUCACUACUUUGACUACUUUUCCCGAGGGCCUUACUUUUGACAAAUUACGGACCAAGCUAGUUGAGCAGGAGAACCGCCUCUCCUAUCUCCGUUCUCAAGCGGCUCCUCCAUCACCUGCGGCGUUUGCUACUCAACCUCAUCCUCAAGCUCACGUUGGUUCGAGACAAGAAGCCCGUGGUGGUGCACAGUUUGCUCGGGAUCGCGGCAGGAGGGGUCGCGGCCGGGGAUCUCGCGGCAGAGGCCGAAAUUAUGGCCAACAUGGUUACGGCCAACCACCGUUUGGUCCACCUGGGUACGGACAGCAGCCGUAUGGCCCACCAGGACACGGACAGCAGGGGUACGGUGGACAGCAACGUUCAGGACAACAGGCAGCGGUCGGCUACUAUCCACAGGGGCACUAUUCUGCCUCCACAUCUCACGGACGCCCAGGUUCAGUUUUAUGUAAUUCGGUAUUUUCAUCGUUAAACGCGCAUCCCUAUUUUGUUUAUGGUACUAACCAUGGCUAUGCAGGCUCACCUUUAGUUGAUUGACAGUUUGGUUCCAUUCCACCGCCAGUUGUUUAUCAAAUUUGCUAUUCCCCAGGUCAUUCUGCAGUUUCAUGUCCUUCACGUUUCACUCAGCCCACUGCUCCAGCUCUUGCUGCACCCAUGGGUGAUGUUAAUGACGAUGUCUGAUUUCCAGACUCCGGUGCUUCUGCGCAUAUGACCGCUCAGGAAGGACAAAACAACGGGGGCAACUCUUCUCAGAGCUUCUAGUAGCGGCAAUCUUUAUCCCAUUCGUUUUUCUUCUUCAUCAGCUUUGGCUUUAGUUUCUAGCAUGGCGCCUGGACCACUGUGACAUCGUCGCUUGGGACAUUGUGGUAGUCGAGUCUUAGAUGGUCUUAAAGUCUGGUCAACUUUGUAGUUUGUCUUCUUUUAAUCAUGAUUGUUCUUCGUGUAGAUUGGGUAAAUCACAGAGAUUACCCUUUCAGGAUGUUUUUCAUAGUGCUAGUAAACCGUUAUUUUUCAGAGUAUUUUCAGGGACGGAGGGAGUAUAAAUUUACUCACUUGUAGAUUUUAUACGGUAACACGUAAAUU
Molecule: messenger RNA, 5538 nt
Organism: Cuscuta europaea
Lineage: Eukaryota; Viridiplantae; Streptophyta; Magnoliopsida; Solanales; Convolvulaceae
Source: the annotation of a GenBank genome assembly